This is a messenger RNA of Angiostrongylus costaricensis, 282 nucleotides long. The record is from the annotation of a GenBank genome assembly. Lineage: Eukaryota; Metazoa; Nematoda; Chromadorea; Rhabditida; Metastrongylidae.
AUGUUUUCUCAGCGUGUUCAGGUGUUGCCGUUUAUUGCGGAGUGUUCAAGGAAAGGAAACACGGUGUCCCAUGUAUGGGAUUGUUUGUCGUCCCGCCACGAUCAUACCGAAUGCUGCAAGCGUCAGGGAGUGCUGCCUCGCUGUUUGCCAUACUGCAAGGCGAACGGAGCUGUACCCACGAAUCUACGCAAGUACGGUAUCUGCGUCGGCCAGUUCCACAAGUACCGCGUGUGCUUCCAAGAAUAUCUGAAGAAUAAUCCAUCCAUAAGAGGAGAUCAGUAA